Penicillium olsonii is the source of this 714-nucleotide messenger RNA. NCBI's taxonomy places the organism in Eukaryota, Fungi, Ascomycota, Eurotiomycetes, Eurotiales, Aspergillaceae. The record is from the annotation of a GenBank genome assembly.
AUGAGGAUAAUCGACCCUCAAACAGCCGUUUUGACCAAUGUCGAGGUCCUGGCCUACUUGACCUCCAACCCACCCCGCCGACCACCGAACCCGCCGCCAGGUGCCCGAAAUUGGGUUCCAAGCCCUGAUCUUAGAGACCAUAAUACAGUGGUCAAGGAGAUUCACAACUAUGCUAGCCGUCUGUCUCCUCACCUUCUUCGAUACCCUCGCUACACAGCGCGUCCCUCGUCAUCUCAUUCCCAAUUACAAUCACAAGCCGCCAUGACCAGUACACUACAAGCCUCAAACCCAGCCACAGACUCAGAAGCAGCGACUUUGCCGCCACCAGUCUCUUCUGAAGAAUCAACACCAAUGGAUAAUGCUCUUUAUGACUUAAUCGUCCGCCUGCAGCCCUAUGGACUCACCAAGGCUGAGGUCAUCAUGAUCCUCAAUCUUGGUCUGGGCUUGAGCAGCAGCACUGGCGCUGAGACAGCAGAAGGCGAAGAGACUACCAAUGGAGAUGGAGCUAUGGAAGUUGAUGAACAGAAUGGAGAAGGAGAGGGUGGUGAAGAGGCCGAGGAUUCGGAGCAAGCACAGGCUGAUUACACUGCAGAGGUACUGCUGGAUGCUGUUGUUGAAGAGCGGGAGUUGCGCUUCUCGGACGAUGAUAUGAAAGCUAUCUUUGCCAUCAUCCGUGAAACGUUGACCGCUGACUACGAGAACGUGAAAGGCUGA